Molecule: messenger RNA, 363 nt
Organism: Dicrocoelium dendriticum
Lineage: Eukaryota; Metazoa; Platyhelminthes; Trematoda; Plagiorchiida; Dicrocoeliidae
Source: the annotation of a GenBank genome assembly
AUGUACGUAGACUGGAAUGCUACGGCAGAGCAAACGAUGGUCAAUCUUCAACUUGGUAGCACAGCCACUUCUCCACGCUCACAAUCCUAUGGUUACAUGCAGGUGAAACCUGUGUGUUACACGUCGGAUAAGUUCCGUGAGAUUAAAUCAAGUCGUGAUGCAAACAUUGCUGCCAGACGUGAUCGACUGACUGGCGGCGUUGACCAGUGGGAAUUUCUAAAGAGCAGUUUGCCCUACUCAUUUUAUGGCUAUCGCAUUUCGCCCCCGGAAAUGGCAAAUUCUGUAGGCAUCCGAUUGCAAAAUAUUUCACUUGGGACCCCGGAAGAUGGUUUUUUCGCGGGCUCGAAUUUUCUCGCUUGGUAA